Molecule: messenger RNA, 1793 nt
Organism: Drosophila ficusphila
Lineage: Eukaryota; Metazoa; Arthropoda; Insecta; Diptera; Drosophilidae
Gene: Hey
Product: hairy/enhancer-of-split related with YRPW motif protein
Exons: 3
Coding region: 212-1555 (447 amino acids)
Biological process (GO): regulation of transcription by RNA polymerase II; anterior/posterior pattern specification; regulation of neurogenesis
Cellular component (GO): nucleus
Molecular function (GO): protein dimerization activity; DNA-binding transcription factor activity, RNA polymerase II-specific; RNA polymerase II cis-regulatory region sequence-specific DNA binding
Source: RefSeq, a predicted model, not a curated record
UGUGCUGCAGAAUCAGUCGAACGCCGCUCGCGCACACGAUAAGUCACGUGCUCAGACUAGCUCCGCUGGCCCGGUCCUGCACUCAAACUGCUCAACUAGCAGCACUCGCAACAUCAACAGCAACAUAAUCAACAACAGCAACACUGCAGCCAAGUGUCAAGUGCGCAGGAGCAGCAAAACAAAUACAACAAAUACAAUACCACCAACGACAAUGGAUCACAACAUGCACGUGAACGCGCCGCUGCACCACUGGGGCUACGCCGCCGGAGCCGGUGUUGUGAUGCCCGGCGCCACCGCCACCACGCCCCAGAGCCACUGGGUGCCGCCGCCGCAGUCGCACCACAGCGGCCACAGCAACCACAGCAACCACGGCCACGGACAGAGCCACUCGCAUGGUCACAGCCACGGACACGGACACGGACACGGCAGCCUCAAGCGGACGCUCUCCGAGAGCGACUGCGACGACCUCUACUCCGAGGAGUCCUCCAAAGAACAAAUCUCGCCCAGUGAACCAGGAAGCUGCCAACUGAUGAGCCGCAAGAAGCGUCGCGGAGUGAUCGAGAAGAAGCGGCGGGAUCGGAUCAACUCCUCGCUCACCGAGCUGAAGCGUCUGGUGCCCUCCGCCUACGAAAAGCAGGGAUCCGCCAAGCUGGAAAAGGCCGAGAUCCUGCAGCUGACCGUGGAGCAUCUAAAGAGCUUGCAGUCCAAAACUCUCGACUCGCUGAGCUUCGACCCGCAGCGCGUGGCCAUGGAGUACCACAUCAUCGGGUUCCGGGAGUGCGCCGCCGAGGUGGCCCGCUACCUGGUCACCAUCGAGGGCAUGGACAUCCAGGACCCGCUGCGCCUGCGCCUCAUGUCCCACCUGCAGUACUUCGUGCAGCAGCGCGAGUUGUCGGCCAAGAGCUGCGCCAGUCCAACUGGCUGGACCGCAGCCCCGCCCAGUUCCUCCGGCUAUCAGCCCAACUGCGCAGCGUCUCCCUAUCAGAGCUAUCCGGCUCCGGCGAAUCCGGGUGCCUACGUGUCCAGCUAUCCCACGCUGAGUGCCUCGCCCGUCCAGCAGAGCCAGCAGAUCGGAGGAAGAACCAGUGUCUCGCGCACCAGUGGAGCGGGAGUGAACGAAGCGAUUCCCAGCCAUGACAUCCACUCCGAAAACAGCAACCAGCAGCAGCAGCACCAACAGCAACACCAGCAACAGCAACAGCAACAGCAGCAACAGCAACAGCAGCAACAGCAACAGCAGCAACAGCAACAGCAGCAACAGCAGCAACAACAGCAGCAACAACAGCGCACACAGACAACUCCUCAGCCAGCGCAGCAGCAGCACUACACCCACGACCACAGCGUGGUGCAUCCGGAGCAGCAGAUACCCACCUACAUAGAGCUGACCAACAGCAACCGUCCGCCGGCCGAGGGAUCCGAGGGCCUCAGCUACAGUGCCGCUCCGCAGUAUCCGGUUGGAGGAGGCCAGGACUACAACAACUCCAGUGUCCUUCAAUAUGCCACGCCCAACGGAGCCAAGCCCUAUCGUCCAUGGGGCGCCGAGAUGGCCUACUGAGCGGAGAACCCCGGCGAAGGCCAGGAACAACAGAACAGGAUCUCUAGUCAGAGCAAACCAAAGUGUGAUAGUCUUAAGUUUCGCAUCCUAAACAGAGAAAAAAGAAAAGAUUACAGUGAGAUUAGCUAGUACCUCAAGGCAUUUACAUAUAUUUACACCUAAAUUUACACCUAAUUCGCAUAAGUUUAUGAACCUUUUGUGAACGUAUUGUAAAUAAACGGCAAUGUUGAUAAGCGAA